GCGAUAUAGUAUUCUGCAGCACCGAAUAGUGCCAGAGAUAAAAAAUUUAAUUGAGAAUUGGCUAACUGUAAUGUUAUUGAAACAGUGCAGACUUCAGCAUAUUUACAAAGUCGAGAAAAAAGUGGCAGUAAAAAAGAGAAUCGCAGUCCAUCCGGAUACCAUGUUCAGAAAUUGUACAAUUUGUCAAACAUUUACAUUCUGGGCAAUGAACGCAUCAAGAGCAAACCAACCGAGAAACAACAAGACGCCGAUAGAUUCAAAAAGACCGCAAAGCGCCUAAGGAUCUCCCGUAAAAUCAGUUUUGAUUAUUGGUCAGAUUUGGAUAAGUUACAAUUAUCGAAUCAAAUAAAGAUUCCCACUAGAUAGGCAAGACACGUCGCACGAAAUUGCUCUUAUAGAGACAACCUCGACGGUGAACAGAUUCUGGGAACUGGUGGAAGAAAGAUGAAGCUAUUAGAGAGCUCCCGAUUCGAAGCAAUAAAUAAUGCGCUUUCGAUACAAACUGGCGGAAUCACAAUUUUCGGACGAAUAGAAAGCUAUUCCUGCAAAAUGGUUGCAGCUGAGAAGGUAUUAUACAAACGAUUUACAGCUGAGACGCACGGGCAUGAUUUGCAAGCGCUGUCGCCUCCGCAAACUUUGUCGGAUCUUUCACCAAACUUUCAUCGCAAUAACAGUCAAUCAGGGGAUGAAGGCGUAAUCUUAUGUGACACAAUCUCUCGAAAAACUUUAUUUUACUUGAUUGCAACUUUAAAUGCGUCCUUUGAGCCCGAUUAUGAUUUUUCAGACGCAAAGUCUCAUGAAUUUAGUAAGGAACCUUCCUUGCCAUGGGUUAUGAAUUCGGUUCAUUCAAAUUUAUCAGCUUUAGCUGGGGACCAGUACCAGGUUUUGCGCCAACCGUUGUGGUCAGCCGUAGAUGAUGAAAUUAAUUUAUCGGAAUGCGAUAUAUAUAGCUAUAAUCCGGACUUAAGCUCAGAUCCGUUUGGAGAACCUGGUUGUUUAUGGUCUUUCAAUUAUUUCUUCUACAACAAGAAGUUGAAGCGCAUUGUAUUCUUUACUAGUCGCGCCGUAAAUUCACUCUAUGCUGGAGAAACAUCCGAUUUUUCUAUGGAAGAAGAUCUAUACUAACGAGUUCUUAGCCUUCGAUUUUAUUUUCACAAUGAUCAUUUUGGCAUAUAAGUACGAGAAGGGAAAUGGAUGGAAUUGUGUACUUCAGUGUCAGACAUGCUAUGGAUGCAAACUGAUCUUUAUACGCAUCACGAACAUGAUUAUAUCUAAGAACAAUAAUAUUUAAUCAAGUACUUUAUUCAAAACAAUAUUAAUAUGCGUUCUUUGAAAAUAAACCUAAGUUUCCAUACA
Molecule: messenger RNA, 1356 nt
Organism: Drosophila arizonae
Lineage: Eukaryota; Metazoa; Arthropoda; Insecta; Diptera; Drosophilidae
Gene: Maf1
Product: repressor of RNA polymerase III transcription Maf1
Biological process (GO): negative regulation of transcription by RNA polymerase III
Cellular component (GO): nucleus
Molecular function (GO): RNA polymerase III core binding
Source: RefSeq, a predicted model, not a curated record